AUGGUUUUACUAUGGUUUUACUAUUAUCUCUAUAAGCAUCAGUACCUAUCUACUUUUUUCCUUAAAGAGCUUGAACGAGUAGUCAUUAAGGGUCUGCAUGAAGGAUACUCUGCCACGACACUCUUGAGACUCUCGGUCGCGACUCAAUUCACUGCUUUGUCCGCCGCUCUUGUGACCCGCCAGCUCUACUGCCGUCAUCCGUUGUUCCCGUUGUACGACUCUGGUAUGGAGAAGGGAGCGAAACCAGAAAAGAUACAAAGGGAAGUGAGCGAGAAUUUGGCUAAGGACUUCCCGCCCAUCUACCUCGACGUGGUCAAGAACUCUAAUCUUUCAAAUUUGACAUGGGCCCCGCUGAUGUUCCGAUACUCGAGGGACGUCCUAUUCAGUAAAUUAACCCGGGAAAACAUCACGGUGGCUGGAGAUGCUUUGCACCCGAUGACCCCCGACUUGGGCCAGGGGGGUUGCUCGGCGCUCGAGGAUGCGGUGGUAUUGGUUCGGCACGUUGGGGACUCGAUUUCCAAGCACGGAAAACUUGUAACCUACUAUGUGAAAUUUGCCCUAGAGAGGUACGCAAAGGAGCGAAGGUGGAGGGCGGCGACUUUGAUAACGGCGUCAUAUUUGUCCGGUUGGGUGCAACAAGACUGGUCUGGCCGAUUGAUGAAGUUCCUGAGGGAUGUAGUGUUCUAUAGGCUGCUCUUGACUAGAGUAGUACGUAGUGUCGCACAAUAUGAUUGUGGGAAGCUUCCCAGGGUUUUCUAUUUGCCUUCAUGUGGAUCCGGGAUGUCCAUCUAA
Messenger RNA from Rhodamnia argentea, 792 nucleotides. Its product is annotated as monooxygenase 2-like. The transcript is spliced from 3 exons. The record is from RefSeq and is a predicted model, not a curated record. NCBI's taxonomy places the organism in Eukaryota, Viridiplantae, Streptophyta, Magnoliopsida, Myrtales, Myrtaceae. Gene Ontology annotation, molecular function: FAD binding. The coding region runs from base 1 to 792 and encodes 263 amino acids.